AUGAGCGAGAUAAACAUUGAAUCUUCUACAACUGAAUCCGUUGUAAUUUUAUCUGAAGCAUCAUCAACACCAACACUUUCUUCUACUUCAUCUUCAAAUACGGUUGAUGAUGAAGCAAGACGACGUAAAAUCUUGAGUAAAUUAUGGGGCAAGGGUAAUAAAUUAUCACACAAAGUACGAGAACUUGAUAAAAGUACGAUUAGUAAUAGCAGUGAUUCAUUCGUUCAUAAUGAUAAUGAACAAAAACAAUUAGGUGAAAAUCCUAAUAAUCACUUAGCGUAUUCUUCGACGAACGAUCCCAAAUCAUCCAUAGAAGAUAGUUCGAACAGUAUUAAUAGUAGUAAACCAUUGGCCGUUGUGAAACCGAUUGUUGUUAAAUCGGGUCUUAUCGUUUCUUCGUCUACUGAUCGAACACGAUUAAAUAGUGAAGCAUCAUCAACAACUAUCACACAAAUAGAUGAGAUCACAACAAUAACAGUGACUGAACGACUAGCAUCAUCGACAACAACCGAUCGAACAUCAGAUAAAAAGAAAAAAAGUCACAAAAAUAAAGAUUUAAAAAAGAAGAAAACAACAAAAGAUCAAUCAGUAGAACGUGAUCGAUUACAUCAUCAUCACCAUCAAACAGAUAAAACUAAAAAAAAUAGUUCAUCAUCGAAAAAUAAUCGACAAGAACAAAACGAAGAAAUAUCGACUAACGAUAAUAAUCACAAAUCUUUACAUCAUCAUUCAUCGUCAACAAUUUCUUUAUCUAAAAAUAAUCGUCGGUCACCAUCCGAUGAUAUUCAUCACGCAAAUCGACAAUCAAGUCGAUCAACAACAUCAAGAAAAGACGAAUUUUCAUCUGCAAAGAGAUCAACAUUAUCACCAGUUGAUCAUCAUCGUAAUCAUUCGAAUUCGAAAUAUGAAAGUAGUAGUCACUAUAAUUAUUCUUCUCAUCGUCAUCGUCGUGGAUCAUCAGUAACAUUGUCUCCAUCACCGCCAUCAAGAUCUCAUCAUUCAACAUUAAAUAAAGAUCAAUUACAAAGAAAAAAUUCUUCAUCACCUAAGAAAGAUGAACGUAAUUCGACUAUACAAAUAAAAUCAAAUCGACAACAAAGUGAAUCGAUUUCGAAUAGUAAAUCAACAAAUACAUAUUCACCUUCUGAUUUAUAUUCCAAACCACGUCAUCGUCGUUCAGACACAACUGGUGAUGAUGAUACUCAUCGAUAUAAAACACGAACAAGUGAUGAAAAUUUGACAAAUUCUUCUAAGUCACAAAAAUCAUUAGAAACAUCUCCUGAACAUCAUUAUCAUCGUUCAUCAUCAUCUUUUGUCAAACAAGAAAAAUCGAAAACAAUACAAAAUAAUGAUAAUAAAAAUGAAUUAAAUCAAGAAAAAUCAUAUUUAUCACGACAUGAACGACGAAGUUAUAGUCGACAUCGUUCAAAAUCAAAAGAAAAUAAAACAAAUCGAAAACCAAUCGAACCAUCAAGUUCCGAUGAUGGUUCUAAUCAUCAACAUAAAGCAAACAAUGAAAAAAAUUCUACAACAAUCAAUGAAAAUUUUCAUAUGGAUAAAAAAUCAAAUCAUCAAUCGUCUAUUCCAUCAUCAAACAAUGAUCAUCGAAGAAAAUCUUCUUCAGAUUAUCAUCGAUAUGAUCGUCAUGAUUCACCUUUAAAUUAUGAUCGAAAAAAUGAUUAUCGUCAUCAUCAUCAUCGAAUUCCAUCUUCUCAUUCAUAUUAUCCACAUACUCAUUAUGUUCAUCAUCAUCAUCAUCAUCAUUAUCGAUCUAAAUCAUCCAGAUAUUAUGAUCGUCGUCGUUCAAUAUCUCCUCGUUCUCAUCAACAUCGAUCAAGAUAUUAUUCUUCAACAUCUUCAUCAUUAUCUCCUUCACCUCGUCGUCGUCGUCGAAAUUCAAGUCGAACAUCAUCUUCAACAUCUCGUAGUUCAUCAUCUUAUUCUUCUAUAUCUCGAACAUCAUCAUCACGUUCAUCAUCAAGACAUAAUCAUUAUUAUCAUCAUGAGAAAAAAUUUCGUCGUUCACCAACACUUGAAAAAAUAUUUCUUAAAGCAUCAGAAUCAAUUGAAUCAAUAUCUACACAAAAAAAUCCAAAUAUAUCAUCAUCAUCAUCAUCAACUCAUUUAAUACCAAUUCAAACAUCAAAUAUUCCUUCUGAUAUGCAAAUAUCAUCAACAAUAAAUUCUCUUUCAGAAACAAAUACAUUCUAUUCAGAGAAUUUUACAGGAUUUUCUAUUCCACCACCUCCAUUUAUAUCACAACCACAACAACGUUGUUUGAAAGAAAUAACAACUGAACCAACAACCCAAUAUCGUCCGGUAUUAAAUGAAGUUCAAACAAUUCAAUCAUCUACUUCAAUAACUCUUGAUGAAGUAAUACCAAUAAAAACUGUUCAAUCAAAUGACGUUUCAAGCAAUGUUCGUUCUGGUUCAAGUAAACCACCACGAAUAUCUCGAUUUUCUGAUAUAGCACCAUCAGUUACAUCUGAACCAAUAUUAAAUACUAAUUUACCUGUUGAUACAUAUUUAAAUUAUACUCAAAUAAAUGAAAAUAUCAAUUGUUUACCAUCAUCACGUCGUCAACAAAAACGUCAUAAUCGUGAAGUAAUGGAAUGUGAAUGUACAACAAGUGAAUAUGAUCGUUCUCGUGGUGUAAAAGCAUGUGGACAUGAAUGUCUUAAUCGUAUGUUAUUAAUUGAAUGUGGUCCAAUAUGUCCAUGUGGACAAUGGUGUACAAAUCGUCGUUUUCAACGACGUUCAUAUGCAAAUCAUAAAUUAGCUUUAUUUAAAACAGAAAUGAAAGGUCAUGGAUUACGAACAAUAACACAAAUACGUAAAGGUCGUUUUCUUGUUGAAUAUAUUGGUGAAGUUAUUGAUAUGGAUGAAUUAGCACGUCGAAAUAAAAAAUAUAAACGUGAUGGAAAUACACAUCAAUAUGUUAUGUCAUUAAUACAUGGAACAGUAAUUGAUUCAACAAUAAAAGGUAAUUGGGCUAGAUUUAUUAAUCAUUCAUGUGAACCAAAUUGUGUUGCGGAAAAAUGGCUUGUUAAUGGUGAAUAUCGUAUGGGAAUAUUUGCUAAACGUGAUUUAAAUAUAAAUGAAGAAAUUACUAUUGAUUAUCGUUUUGAAACAUUUGGUACAAGUGAUUUAACAAAUGAAAAAUGUUAUUGUGGUGCAUCAACAUGUCGUGGUACAAUUAGUAUUAAAAAUAAUAAUAAUAAUAAUUUAAAUCAACGACAAAAUCGUCGACAACCAUUAGAUGAUGAUGAUAUACUUAAUUAUUUACUUGAUGAUGAUACAAAUGAAUAUAUUAUACCAAAAACAAUUGAUGAUGUUCGUCAAUUAAUACAAAUAAUGUCAAGAACAGAUAGUGAAAAUGUUCGAACUAUUGAAUUAGAUCUUAUUAAAAAUAGUUCACAAAAACAAUUUGCAUUACCAAGAUUAUUUUUAGAAUGUGAUGGUUUACAUGUUUUAUGUUCAUGGAUGAAAGAUAUUUUAAUUGAUGAUGAUGAACAACAAUAUUCAAAUGAAUUUAAAUAUCGUUUAUUAGAUUUUAUUCAUUCUGUUCUACCAAUUAAAGAUCGUACAACUGUUAUUAAAAAUGGUUUACUUGAUUUAGUUUAUAAAAAAUUAAAAUUAUCAACACCAACAACAGAUAAUAUUGAUAAUAAUGAUCAAGAACAAAUUAAUAAUUUAAUGAAUUCAAUUCUUAAUCAUCUUGAUGAUCCAAUUAUAUCGAAACUUUUUCAUCUUUAUUCAACAUGGAUGUCAUUAAAAGAACGUUAUAUUAUUCCAAAACGAAAAGAACCAGAACAACCAUUAAAUCAUCAUCAUCGUCAUCAUCAUCAUCAUCAUCAUCAUAGUUCAAAAUAUCAAUAUGAAGAAACUAAUUCUCGAUUUAAUUUUAGUACACGUUCAUCAGAAAUACAACAAAAACCAAAUGAUCGUUCUUUUGGAAGACGUUCAUUUGUUGUACGAGAAACUCCACGUACACAAGAACAACAAUUAUCAAAAGAUGAACGAAGAAAAUUAUUUGAACAACAAUAUGAAGAUGCAGAAAAAGCAAGAGUAGUGGCAGCAGCUGCAGCAGCUAAUGAAGAAAGUCCAGGUUUGAUUCUUCAUUUUUUAGUAAUUUUCAAACAUAUUCUUGUAAUAAAUUUAGGAGUACAAAGUGAACCACCACAGAAAAAACAACGGACAUCCGAUAAUACGGAACCAAUGGUUCCAAGUACUCCACCUCAACCACAAUCUUCAUCAAUGCCCACUACCAUUCCUUGGAUAUUUUCAUCGAAUGCUAUCUAUCCACAUCAAAUAGAUCAAACAUUUUGGAUUCAUCAACAUUUAUCACAAAUUCCAAUUGAUUACAUUCGUUCAUAUAUGGCUUCUAUUGGCCAACCAAUUUCAGUAUCAAAUGCUUCGAUUGAUAAAGAUGAACCACCUCUUCCUCCACCACCGAAACCUGAUAAUGAAAAUGAAUUAUCACGUAUUACUUAUUUACCAUCGGGUUGGUCCGUUGCGAUGUGUCCGUCAGAUUCGUCAAUUUAUUUUUAUAAUCGAAAAACAAUGGCUACUAGUUGGAUACCACCGUCAUUGACAGUUCCUAUCGAAAACUCUGUUUCACUUCCACCACCACCUCCUCCACCUCUUGAUUUAAGUCCACUUUCAUCGGCUCAAAUUCAUGAACAACGUCGUCCACAUCAUGAUCAACAACAAGUUUCUUCAUCAUCUCGUUCAUCCAUGAAAUUAUUAAAACAAGCUCAUCGUCACAGUCGUAGUUAUCGACAUCAUCAUCAUAAUAUGAGCAUUAACAAUAAACGAAAACGACCUGUAGCAGUUGAAUCUAUAACUAUUGUUAAAGAAGAACUUCAUUCACAAAUGAAAGAAGAAACAUCAAUCAUUAUUUCAAAUGAACAGUUUAAACAAGACGAAAACAAUGAUAAAAAUUCGGUAGUAGAACAUACCGAAGAAAUGUCUGUUGAUGUUCCAAAAGUAUCUACUGAUGGAUACAAUGAAAAUAAUGUGUCAAUAACAGUGAAAGAAUCUUCUGAAAUAAAUGAUAAUGUUGACAAACAACAUUCUUCAGAUUCUAAUACAUUAUCAUCUUCAUCAAAAAUAAAUCGUGAUCUUCUUCGUAAAAAUAUUUCUCAACAUGUUCAUGCUACAUUAAAACCAUAUACAAAACGAACAUGUAAACAAGGACGUAUUGUAUCAACUGAUGAUAUUAAAUAUCUUGUUAAAAAAUUUACAUUAGCUGUACUUGAUAAAGAAAUUGAAAAAGCUAAAAAUGAUGGAACUUCAUUAUCACCAGUAUUAACUGACCGUGUACGAUUAAAAACAGAAGUUUAUGUUAAAAAAUAUAUGAAUAAAAUGGGCACUGUUUUUCAACGACAUGAUACAACUGUUCAUCCUCCUCCUCAACCGUCACAACAAACAACAACAACAACAUCAAACCCAGAAUAA
Molecule: messenger RNA, 5460 nt
Organism: Rotaria sp. Silwood2
Lineage: Eukaryota; Metazoa; Rotifera; Eurotatoria; Philodinida; Philodinidae
Source: the annotation of a GenBank genome assembly